Penicillium hordei is the source of this 186-nucleotide messenger RNA. RefSeq lists its product as uncharacterized. The transcript has a single exon. The coding region runs from base 1 to 186 and encodes 61 amino acids. Lineage: Eukaryota; Fungi; Ascomycota; Eurotiomycetes; Eurotiales; Aspergillaceae. The record is from RefSeq and is a predicted model, not a curated record.
AUGUUCGACGCUGGCCCAAUCACAGGGUUCUGGAAACACAUGGAGAAGAGCGAUACUUACCUAGGUAUACACCUAGCCAUUGGACAAUCCGGGGAGAAUGACGUGUGGGGAGGUCUAGACAUUCGACUUUCACAACCGUUUGCGGAAGUCGGGAUGCUCUGGGAUAUCCCAUUCAACGGCUAUUGA